AUGCGCCUCUACCUCCUGCCCAUCUCGACGCGGCGGACGUUGCUCUACUGCCAGAAGCUCGACACCCCUCACCUCGCCAAGAACAAGACCUUGGUGGAUAAAGCCACUUCCAAGGCCGCGCACCUGUGGACCAGCUGGGAGAAGAAGGAGAGCGGCUGGCAAAAGACGGUCGUCAACUAUGGCAACGCCGCCUUGCGCCGCAUACCCUACGAGGAAUGGGGCUUGAAGUCGGUGCCCCCCCUGUCGGCGCGCAGGAGGGAUGACGAGCUGCAAGGCGUGGACAAGAUCGAGGUUGUCUACCCGGAGACUGUGAUACCCACGACGAAGGCCCUGGGUGUCCUGCAGACGCUGGCGACAGAGCGCCAGUCGCUGCAUAGACAGAGGCUUAUAUGGUGCCUCAUCGGCAUGCCCAUCUCGGCGCCUUUUGCCUUGGUGCCUGUAAUCCCUAAUAUCCCCUUCUUCUACCUCCUCUACCGCGCCUGGUCGCAUUGGCGAGCCUUAGCUGGAGGCAAGCAUGUCCAGUUCCUCGCCUCGAAUAGUCUCCUCUCGUUAUCGCCCUCUCCUAUACUAAAAUCCAUCUACCCGAGUCUUCUUCCGGCGUCAUCACCGUCGACACAGACACCACCAAGCCAGCCAGCCACGAACGAAUCAGGAGCACCAGCAGCAAACGGCGAGGAGGAAGAGGAGAGGAUGGUACUGUCCCAAGCCAACGGGCGCGAGUUGUUCAAGGCCUUGGACAUUCCCGAGCUCGAAGUGGAAAUCGAGCGUGCCAUCGAGCAGGUCGAGGUGGCCCUACGGAAAGAGAGAAAGGAGAAAGCCGAGGGCGCCGGCAAGCCCAAAGCCUCCACCACGACCGAAGCCGAGGAGAAGAAAGAGAAAUGA
Molecule: messenger RNA, 882 nt
Organism: Neoarthrinium moseri
Lineage: Eukaryota; Fungi; Ascomycota; Sordariomycetes; Amphisphaeriales; Apiosporaceae
Exons: 2
Coding region: 1-882 (293 amino acids)
Biological process (GO): proton transmembrane transport; potassium ion transport
Cellular component (GO): mitochondrial inner membrane
Source: RefSeq, a predicted model, not a curated record